UUUUUUCUCUAGGCUCUUUUGUUUGCUUCGCUUGGAGGUUUCGCUCUAACAGGGAAAACACCAAGUCUAGUUCAAAAGACUUGUUAUUUCGUUUUAUUUAAUGAAAAACUUGAUCGCCGGGAUCGCUUGAAAUCGUUAAAAUCUUCCCGGCGAUCGCCUUGAUUUUGUUUUGAAAGUUGUGAUUCAAUGGGGGAUUUCUUGUAUAGUGAUAACGAAGAAGAUUAUUAUAUUUCUGAUUGUGAUUCCGCUGAUGGACUUGAUAACGAUGACGCUGAAGAUGAUGAUAAUGAUUUACAAUGGAUGUCGGGUGCAUCGUCUACUAAGGUGAUUACAAGAGAGUCGCUUUUGGUAGCGCAGAGAGAAGAUUUACGGAGGGUGAUGGAAAUGCUUAAUUUAAGUGAACAGCAUGCACGUACUUUGCUUAUUUAUCACCGUUGGGAUGUUGAGAAGGUGUUUGCAGUGUUUGUGGAGAAAGGCAAAGAUAAAUUGUUUGGAGAAGCUGGUGUCACUGCGAAGAGUUGUAAGAUUAAACAUGCACCAGCUGCUAUGACAUGUGAGGUUUGCAUGGAGGACAUACCCAAACACAAAGCAACAACAAUGGAUUGUGGCCACUGCUUUUGUAACAACUGUUGGACGGAGCAUUUUGUUGUUAAAAUCAAUGAAGGCAAAAGCAGACGCAUUACAUGCAUGGCAUACAAGUGCACUGCAAUUUGUGAUGAAGCCAUUGUUCGGAAUCUAGUCAGUGCGAGGGAUCCGGACCUAGCAGAACGCUUUGAACGUUUUCUUUUGGAGUCUUACAUCGAAGACAAUCAGAGAGUCAAAUGGUGCCCCAGUGUUCCUCAUUGUGGAAAUGCAAUACGGGUUGAGGACGAGAAACUCUGUGAGGUUGAAUGCACAUGUGGGGUACAAUUCUGUUUCAGUUGUUCAUCAGAAGCACACUCUCCUUGCUCGUGCUUGAUGUGGGAGCUUUGGGUUAAGAAAUGUCGGGAUGAAUCAGAGACAGUUAACUGGAUUACAGUCAACACAAAGUCUUGCCCAAAGUGCUAUAAAAGUGUUGAAAAAAAUGGAGGCUGUAACCUUGUCAGCUGUAUAUGCGGGCAAUCAUUUUGUUGGUUGUGUGGCGGUGCUACUGGUAGAGAGCACACUUGGACUAGCAUUGCUGGUCACAGCUGUGGUCGCUUUAAGGAAGAUCAAGAGAAGCAAGCUGAGCGUGCAAAAAGGGAUCUGAACCGUUAUAUGCACUACCACAACCGUUACAAAGCUCACACAGAUUCUUUUAAGCUUGAAUCAAAACUUAAGGAAACAAUAGAGUCCCAGAUAUUAAUGUUGGAAGGCAAGGAGUCUGAGCUCAAGGAUUUUAGCUGGUUAACUAAUGGCCUUAACAGACUCUUCAGGUCGAGACGAGUACUCUCAUAUUCGUAUCCAUUUGCAUUUUACAUGUUUGGGGAGGAUCUCUUCGGCGACGAAAUGACUCCUGUGGAAAGGGAGAUGAAGCAAAACCUAUUUGAGGACCAACAGCAGCAGCUUGAAGAAAAUGUUGAGAAACUCUCCAAGGCUUUAGAGGAGAAGUAUGACGGGUUAGAAGAUGAUAAUCUCAAGCAGUCAAGGAUGCAACUUAUCAAUCUGUCAGUGAUCACUGAUAGACUCUGCAAGUCAAUGUAUGAAUGCAUCGAGAAUGAUUUACUGGGUUCGCUUAAAUUGGCAACCCACAAUAUUGCAGCAUACAAAUCAAAGGGCGUUGAGAGGGCAUCAGAACUUCUUGUGCGGGCCACCAAGGGGAAUAAUUCUAUUAGCUGUUUGCAGACCAGUUCCAGCAUAAGUGCAACCGGCUUAGAAACAAAUCACUCUUGGAUUCCCAACUUGCUAUAUGGUGUUGAGUUGGUAAAGAGUAAUGACUUGCUGCCGGUGUCACUGCAAUGAUUGCUGCCGGUGGUAAAGUCACUGGGUGAUAUAUCAGUGACCUGAGUUCGAAACUCGUCAGCACCAGGUUCUUUACUGAUCAGAAAAUCGUCAGCACCAAGUUCUAGCAUGAAGGAAAAAAAAGACUUGCUAAAAGCUUUUAAAAUUCUUGGUACUGCUAGAUAUAUGGGACACAAUAUAGGAUCAAUCAUACAGAGAUUUCUUUCUUCCUUCUGUCUAGCUUCUUUUUACCAAUGUUCAUUGGUAAACCAAGAUCCAGGUGAUUCGGAGCAAAAACAAACCAAAAGAGGAGCAGAGAGAAAUGUUGCAUCAUCUCAACUGAUAUUUUUUUAUUUUUUCACAUGUUUUUUUUCUCCUUCCCAACUUGAGACUGACCAAAAGAAUAAUGAUAAGGUUGCUAAAAAAAAAAAUAUGCA
Molecule: messenger RNA, 2336 nt
Organism: Papaver somniferum (opium poppy)
Lineage: Eukaryota; Viridiplantae; Streptophyta; Magnoliopsida; Ranunculales; Papaveraceae
Product: probable E3 ubiquitin-protein ligase ARI2
Exons: 7
Coding region: 187-1920 (577 amino acids)
Biological process (GO): positive regulation of proteasomal ubiquitin-dependent protein catabolic process; ubiquitin-dependent protein catabolic process; protein polyubiquitination
Cellular component (GO): cytoplasm; ubiquitin ligase complex
Molecular function (GO): ubiquitin conjugating enzyme binding; ubiquitin protein ligase activity; zinc ion binding
Source: RefSeq, a predicted model, not a curated record